AUGUUGUCGAAAUCAUCACUCGCCAUCUUGGUGCUGACACUGGCCGCCACCAGUGUCCAGUGUUUCCCUGAGGGACGUGUCGUCAAUGGCACCUCCACCGAUAUUACCAAAUAUCCAUUUAUGGUAUCGUUGCGCGGUGCUACCGGUUCACAUUCGUGCGGUUCGAGUAUUAUUUCGCCACGUUAUAUUUUGACCGCUGCCCAUUGUGUCAGUGGACGUACACCCAGUCAAAUUAGUGUUCAAUAUGCCACCACUACGAUCAGUUCGAUGGGUGAUAAUGUUGUCCCCGUCAAGCGUAUUAUUAUGCACGAAGAUUAUAAUCCAGCAAAUUCGUAUGCCAAUGACAUCGCUUUGUUGGAAUUGUACGGUACCUUGGUAUUCAACUAUAAGACCUUGGCUCCCGUCAAUUUGCCUGAACCCUAUUUUGAAAUUGAUCAGCAGCCUGAGGGUGUACCUGGUGUUUUGGCUGGUUGGGGUUUGAAUGCGACCGGUGGCUACAUUCAAAACACUUUGCAAGAAGUCGAUUUGAAAAUCUAUUCCGAUGCUGAGUGCCAGGAGAGACACAACUACGAGACCAAUCCUCAAUAUCACAUUUGCGGUGGUGUCGAUGAAGGUGGCAAGGGACAAUGUUCCGGUGAUUCUGGUGGUCCAUUGUUGUACAAGGGCAACAUUCAAUUGGGUAUUGUUUCGUGGAGUAGAAAACCAUGCACCAUUGCUCCUUAUCCUGGUGUGUACACUAAGGUUUCGCACUACAUUGACUGGAUUAAAAAGAAUAUGGAAUAA
This is a messenger RNA of Musca vetustissima, 783 nucleotides long. RefSeq names its product trypsin-1. NCBI's taxonomy places the organism in Eukaryota, Metazoa, Arthropoda, Insecta, Diptera, Muscidae. The transcript has 2 exons. Gene Ontology annotation, biological process: proteolysis. The record is from RefSeq and is a predicted model, not a curated record. Bases 1 to 783 code for a protein of 260 amino acids. Gene Ontology annotation, molecular function: serine-type endopeptidase activity.